UGUGCUUUUCUCCUAAAAUGACCGUGAAAAUAAUUUACCCGCGAUCCGGAAGUGUACGUCUGCAGUAGCCUUCGGAAGCGCCAUCUAUUCUAUUUUGCGUAGUCAAAUAAAUGAAGUGAUCCACUGGGAUUUCUUCUCAAAAUUUCAACUUCGCAUCUAUCUCGAAAAUCACCAUGGCUCCUCCCUUGAAUGGAUAUCGAAUUUUAACAAAUCAACAAAAGUCUACUAAUGUCACAUAUCAAGCACACCACGUUUCGAGAGACAAAAGAGGACAGAUCAUGGGCCAAAGAGCUGGUUUUCGAGGCUGCACAAUUUGGUUUACAGGCUUAUCUGGUGCUGGAAAAACUACUAUAUCCUUUGGAGUAGAAGACUACUUAUGCUCCUUUGGUAUUCCUGCAUAUGCCUUAGAUGGUGAUAAUAUCAGGCACGGCUUGAAUAAAAAUCUUGGCUUUAGCCAAGAAGAUAGGGAAGAGAAUAUUCGGAGAGUUGCUGAAGUGGCCAAGCUGUUUGCUGAUAGUGGUGUUGUGGCAUUAUCUAGUUUUAUCAGUCCUUUUACAAAGGACAGAAAUCAGGCUAGAAAAAUCCAUGAAGAUGCCGGAUUGACCUUCUUGGAAUGCUUUGUGGAUACUCCUCUUGAAGUGUGUGAGCAAAGGGAUGUCAAAGGCUUAUACAAAAAAGCUAGAGCAGGAGAAAUUAAAGGUUUCACUGGAAUUGAUUCUUCUUAUGAGAAACCUAGUAAACCUGACAUCCACAUCAAAGCUGGUGAACUCACUCCUCAGGAAUCGGUGCAAAAAGUGAUAAAAUUACUUUUAGACAGGGGUAUUAUUCCCGAAUCGGUUCUUGACAGCAUAAAAGAGCUGUUUGUGCCCAGGAGCCGACUCCAAAGCGCCAUCAGUGAAGCAGAAAGUUUGCCUUCGAUUGAAAUCUCUGAUGUGGAUUUACAGUGGGUGCAAGUUUUAGCAGAAGGAUGGGCAACCCCUCUCAAAGGCUUUAUGAGAGAAAGAGAAUAUCUCCAGUGCCUCCACUUUGGCUGCCUCCUGGAUGGUGGUGUCAUAAAUCAGUCUAUUCCUAUAGUAUUGCCUGUCUCUACUGAAGAUAAGGAACGACUUGAUGAUGUGUCUGCAUUUGCAUUGCGGUACAAUGGUAAUUGCGUAGCCAUUCUCCGUAACCCCGAGUUUUUUGAGCAUAAGAAAGAAGAACGCUGUUGCCGCAAAUUCGGGACAAACAAUACUGGCCAUCCAUACGUGAAAAUGAUUCAUGAGAGUGGUGAUUGGCUAGCAGGUGGCAACCUUGAAGUACUUGAAAGAAUAAAGCAAAAUGAUGGUCUGGAUGAAUACAGACUGACUCCUGAUGAGUUACGAGCCAAGUUUAAGGAAAUGGGUGCUGAUGCUGUGUUUGCUUUCCAACUUCGGAAUCCUGUCCAUAAUGGGCAUGCAUUGCUGAUGAGAGAAACCCGAACACAAUUGUUAGAGCGAGGUUACAAAAAACCUGUCCUGUUGCUACAUCCAUUAGGUGGGUGGACUAAAGAUGAUGAUGUGCCUUUGCAUGUCAGAAUGGCUCAACAUAAGGCAGUUCUUAGUGAGAAAAUUUUGGAUCCAGAGUCUACUGUUUUAGCUAUAUUCCCAUCGCCGAUGAUGUAUGCUGGUCCAACUGAGGUGCAAUGGCAUGCAAAAGCCAGAAUGGCCACUGGAGCUAACUUUUAUAUAGUAGGACGAGAUCCUGCUGGAAUGCCUCACCCUGACACUAAAAAGGAUCUCUAUGAACCGACACAUGGUGCAAAGGUGUUGACGAUGGCUCCUGGUCUGACUCAACUAGAGAUUAUUCCGUUUCGUGUGGCAGCAUAUGACUUGUCAAAAAAGCAAAUGACAUUUUUUGAUCCUAACCGAAAGCAAGAUUUUGAAUUUAUUUCUGGGACCAAAAUGCGCCACCUUGCCCGAAAUAACUUGAAUCCCCCCGAUGGCUUUAUGGCACCAACUGCCUGGAAAGUUCUUUCAGACUAUUAUCGUUCCCUCACAGAUAAAUCAUAAAUGAAUGUCAUUUAUUUCAUUAUUUUCUGUGUUAUGUUUGACUCAUGCAGUGGCUGUUAUGAAAUCAUUAGAAUUAUACAUUCAUAACUGGGGAUAUUUUUAAUUUUUCACUUAUCUGAGGUACUUUCCGCUAUAUUAAAUUCCUAGUGCAAUUGGGCACCAUGAGAACUCAGGUGCAACCAUCUGGGGAGAAACUGGAUUUCAAAAUUCUCUAGUACUAUUGACAUAUACACCUUAAUUGAGGUGUAGGAAAGACUAGAUUCCAUAUUGGAUUUCUCUUUGAACUGGAUUUCCCUUUAGAAAAAAAAAAAACUUGCAGCUUCGAAUUGCCAGUUCAAAUAAGAAUAAAAUAUUGUAAGCAAAGCAGUUAUAUAAUAUUAAAUUCUAAGUAUUUCAUUUUUUUUCUUUUUUGAUCAAAAUUAUAAAGGCAAAUAUUUGAGAGAUAAUACAAAUUUUUAAAGCUAAUGCUUCUUUUUGUAUUAAUGCCUAAUGUAUGUCUCUCUAUGAAAUCACCGAUGCAAAAUUGUCCAUCAAUUAGUUUCACGUUGAUUGAACACAAUUUGUUCCACAGAUUAACAUUCAUUGCAUGAGUCAUUUACUUUAUUUUAUGCAUUUGGGAUUUUAGUCAUAAAUUUCACUUAAUGUUAAUAUACUUUUAACCAUGGUAAAAGUUGUUUUGAAUGUAUAUAGUUAUUUCAUAUUUUUCCCCUGAUGAUUUAUGAAUAAUACUCAAGCAGCAUUUUGCAAUGCUGUUAAUUAUUCUUUAUUACAUUAUACCACUUCUACAUGAUUACUAUUUUUAUAUAGAUAAAAAAAAUGCCUUAAACUUUUAUGCUAGAAAAGACUUGACCUAUUGCUAUUUUGUAUAAAAUUGAUUUUACUAAAAUACCAUAUUUUUGUUUUUUCUAAAACUUUGAGAAAAUGGAAUCUUUUGUAAAAUAACUGCUUAGGUGUUAGAAAGUUUAUUUAUUUUUUAUUGAGAGCAUAUAUAAUUCUAAAAAUAUAUAUAUGAAAAAUACUUUUGCAUGUUUUAUAAAUUUCUCAGAGUAUCCAUUUCCUUUCAAAUGAAAUAGCUUAUAUUUCAAGUUAAAAAAUGUAUUUAACUUUUUCAAAUUGUCAUAAAAGUGAAGAACAGUGAAACUCAAUUAUAACGUCAUCUAAUGGAAUAUUUAUGAAGCUUUUGCCAAGUGACAUUACAGACAAACAUCAUUUCUGUUUAUGGGCAAAUGAAGAGACUGAAACAUUUUGACGUUAUAACAGAGUUGUCGCUGUAAAUGAUAUCCCUAUAACCAAGUUCAACUGUAGUUUACUUUAGAAUUUUACUGCAAAAUGUAGAUAAUUUUAGUGCAAGCUUACAUUUAUCACAGAAUGUGUAAUAAACCACUUUUGGUUGAAGGUAAUAUAGUGCACUUCUAUAAAAUAUUAAAAUAAUAACUUUGUGUAAAUGAUAAUGUGGCAUAUUUUUUUGAAAACAUUGAAUUAAAAAAAAUUUGUAAAUGUGCAAGAUAAAUGAAAAAAAAAAUUAAUAAGUACACAAAAUAUUUUUUUUCCUUUAUUGUUUCAAGUUAGGACAUUUUUAAGGCCUGGGUCUUUAAAAUAAAGAAGAAAAAAGAUGCUACUCUGUGUUAAAGCGCUACUGGCAUUUUUUUCAAUUUAAUCGAUCAAAAUUAAAAGAUAUCUUUUUUUUGUUAGAUGUAGUUUCUUUUUUGUCCUCUUUAGAAAAUGUUUUGGGAUACUACUAACUUGCAAAUACUUUGCGGUUUGAUGUAUUAUCAUUUCUCGUAUUUUGUCUUGUCACUGUAUGGUUAUAGGUGCUCUGUCACUCUUUUAAUUAGAUUGAAAAUUUUACUAGACACUGAACGUCAUUUUUUAUUCAAUAUUUUAUAUUGUUACAUGAAAGAGAACUAAAGUAAAAUUUUGUAACACAAACUUUUUUUCUUUUUUUUUGUGUGUGAUAUAAUUUCAUUUUAUUUAUUCUUAAAAUUGUUAUUUUAUUGAAUGUUCAUGUUAUGUGCAAAAAAAUAUAAAUCACUGAGCUUUGUUAUGGAAUUGUGCUGGCAUAAAUCCAUAUGUUUUAAUCAUAUUUUUUUCUGUAUUUCUGUACAGUAUAUUUAUUUUCUUAAUUGGCUGAUGUUCCAAUGUGGGAAUUGAAUUUAUUUUAUUUAAUAAUUUUCGGUUUUUAAAGUUUUUGCUUUGAUUUCAAAUAUUAUAUAUUUACCCCAAAUCUUGGUUUAAUAAUUUUUGUUGUGUUGAAUUUUUCGUAAUUGAGCCUGAAAGAUGUUGUGUAUCAAUUUGGUAAGUUACGUUUUAGUUUAAACUUUACCCAAUGACACAUGCUUUAACUAAUCAUAAAGUAAUUAUGCAAGCAGGUCUUGAUUUACCCAAAAUAGGGCCAAGUGCUGGACAUAUUUUGGGAACCCCUUUCAUAACUUGAUAUGUGGAAGUCAUAAUAUAUUUCAUCAAUAUAUUUCAAUAAGUAAUAAAUAUUAUUUUAUAAAUAAUAAAAAUUUAAUAAUUACAUUUAUUUAAUUUAUUUACUUUAUUCCAACUGUUAAUUGAAUUUGUGAUGAAGGACAAAGAAAAUUAAAUAGAGAGAAAGAUUUUAUCCAUUAUAAGGCAACCUACAUUUUAAAUGUCCAGGUUUUGUAUGUAAGUAAAGAACCUUGAAUCAAGUCCUGUAUGCGCAUAAAAAGUUUUAAUGCGUCAUCUUUUAUUAAAUAUUUCUUGUUGAAAAGUAAUUCUUGCUGCUUUUUUUUCUUCUUUUUCUUUUAAAGUAUGGUAAUAGUAUUACUGAUGAUAGGUCUUGAAAAAUUUGCUUGUGUUAAUUAUAUGUAAAAUUAUUAUUAUUUAUUUAAUAAAUAUUUUUUUGAAAACACUGUCAAUCAAAAUAAUAUAUUUCUUUGGGAAAAAAGCGUGUGGGGAAGUGCCAGUAGUUGUAAAUAUUAUAAAUAAUCGUUCUGCUAGUAUAUUUGUUUGUAUCUAAUUAAUAAUGUGUGUAAAUAACUAUAUCACUAAUUGAUUAUCAAAGAUUCUUUAUAAUUGUUUAUAUGAAUGUUAAAUUUAAUAUAAUUAAUAAUUAAUAUAUUUUUAUUACAAAUUAUUUAUUGAAGACUAUAUGUGCAAUCAUUUUAGUUUUUUAAAGUUAGGUUCUCUGUUGAAAUUUGUAUGUUUAUGUUUGUUACUCUUUACGCAAUACAUUUCAAAAACAAUUUUGCAUUAAAAUUGUAAAUUAUUUCUUUCUUUUUGUUUCUGGUAGCUGUUCUUUCAUUUGCAUUAAGCAUUCUUCUUUAAAAAGAAAAAAAAAACUUCAUUAAAAGCAAAUUAUUUUAACAAUUUUUUUCCUGUACUUAGCAAGAAUCUUUUUAUUUGGUUAUCAUUGCAGGUAUGAUUGUCUAUUAAUUUUUAUGAAUAAAGAAAUCAGUUUAAUGACAAAUGCUUUAACUAAUCAAAAAGUAAUUAUACAAGCAGGACUUUAUUCACCCAAAAUAGGGCCAAGUAAUGGAUUUAUUUUGGGGCGCCUUUUCUGUGAUAUUUGAAGUUUCAUUAAAAUGAAAUUAUGAGUUAAUUCGUGAAAGAUUGAAAGUUCAUGUCUUCAUUGUCGAUAACCAUUUUGUAUUUUCCUCUUGUUUUCCUGUUAUUUAGUACUCCUUUUUAUUUUUAUUCUUUUUCAACUCUCCACUACGUUUAAUCUUUCGAGUUAUUAAAGGAUACUAGUUUCUCUCCUUCUGUACGUUUUUAGUAGGUGUGAAAUGAAUUAGGUUUGGAGCGAACUAGUCUAAAAAAAGCAUUAAUUACACAGCAAUAUCAUAUCAUAUUAAUGUUUUCCUACAUGAAUAUUGAAUUGAAUUUUUGGACUUUUUUAGAGGAUGUUGAAUUAUUAGAACUACCUUAGCAGCAGCAGAACUUUGAAAUUAAUAUGGAGUUUUUUUCUUAAUUUUAGAGACAUUAGGCAAAUGUCUAGGAAAUUUUUGAAUAUUAAGAAGAAAUCGAUGAAUUUGUUCAAUUUUCUAUAUAUUCAAAUGAAGUCAUGUAGAUAUUCAAAUUUUUAUGUCAACAAAUAUUUCCAGCCUUAAAAUUAUUAUUGGGAAAUAGAAGUUGUGUUUUACAUUUAAUUUUACAGCAUCUAAGCUCCAAUUUCUUUCUCAUUGCAUCUAUUGCAUCAUUUGAUUUUUUUUUUUUUUUUUUUUUGCAACUAAGAUUGUUAAAUGUGCUUAAAAAUAUUUAUUUUUAAAAUGAAUGGUCUUUUUAUAUUUACUUUGAAUGGAGAAUGUUAAGAAAUUUAAAAAGGGGGGGGGGGAAAUAGAGAAUACUGAAUUAGGUAAAAUUACAGAAAUAAAUUUUAGAUUCAAAAUGUCAAUACCAAUUUUUAUGGAUUAUGAUCUAUGUAUAAAUUUGGUCCGACAAAAUAUGCAUAUGCAGAAAAUUGAGGGAAAAAUUAAAAAAAAAUUCUUAUAUAAAAAAAGAAAGUAGUUCACCACAUGCUGUUAAUUUCUUCGCAUUAAUGCAUUAAUGAGUUUGCAAAAUCUGCAAUAUUAAUUGCUUGAAAAAUUUUGCCUGAAUAUUUUAUAGCAAAAAGCAAGCUUUUGAUGUACAUAUAAUUCGCUUAGGUAUUUCAAGUUCAAAUCUGAAUAGUUAAGGCUUUAUUUUUUUCGUGCUUUCGUCUCAAAUGAAAAUUUUAUUCUAUUUUUUUAUUUUGUUAUGUACGUCUAUGUUACUUAUUACUGAAAUUUGCAAAUUUUUUUUUUGUUAUUUUUAUGUUUUAUUCUUGCUAGAGUCACCAGAAUUUAAAAAAGUGUGAAAAAUGAUGAUGAAAUUUAAUUUAUUUAAAUCAAAAUCUAUUUUAAUAUCCCUUUGACAUCAUAUUUUUUUUUUCAUAUCUGGAAAUUUUCUGAGAUUUUUAACACACACUUACUUACUUAAACACUUUGAAAUGCUUUUACUAAUAAACUAAUAUUUACUUUUUCCUUUCUCAUAAAUAUUCAUUCAUUAGAAUUUAUUUGCUACAAACAGGGCCUACUGAAAUUUAGUGCUAAAAAUUACAUUCAAGAAUCCCACAUAUUAUUUACAUUGUUUCUAAAAUUAAACCGUUUAGCACUUAUCUUAUGCUAUAAGAAUAAGAAAAAAAACGUGAAAUAUCGUAUUUUUAAUAAAUUUUGGUCAAUAAAUGCUUUUUUAAUAACAUUGUCUUUCUUCUUAUUACAUAUAAAAAGAUUCUUGCUAACUGUUUAUAUUUUCAAAAUUUUAUUUAUAAUCAGAAAUUGAUUAAUUUUAAUGGCACUGUUUUCUUCUUCCUCUUUCUUUUUUUUUUUUUUUUUUUUGUAUCAAAUACAUUCCUGCCCAUUUUUAAUCCAUCAACUGAAAUCUUUGUUUUGUUAAGGAAUUUUCUUGAUUUGUGUAAAAAAUUGUUCACAUGUAUUAAUUUUAGAACUUUUUUUUUUUUUGGCUAUAUUGGUUAUCAUUAAAUAAGUGUUGACUUUUGCAUAAAUUUUACCAGUGCACUGUUAAAUGUUCACAAAAUGUUUUUGUUGUAUUAGAGAAUAUUAUAUAAUA
Uloborus diversus is the source of this 7577-nucleotide messenger RNA. RefSeq names its product bifunctional 3'-phosphoadenosine 5'-phosphosulfate synthase-like (gene Papss). Lineage: Eukaryota; Metazoa; Arthropoda; Arachnida; Araneae; Uloboridae. Bases 174 to 2027 code for a protein of 617 amino acids. Gene Ontology annotation, biological process: 3'-phosphoadenosine 5'-phosphosulfate biosynthetic process; sulfate assimilation. Gene Ontology annotation, molecular function: adenylylsulfate kinase activity; ATP binding; sulfate adenylyltransferase (ATP) activity. The transcript has 12 exons. The record is from RefSeq and is a predicted model, not a curated record.